AUGUCCCGAUUUCAAAAUAUCAUCGACCCACCACCCGACGCUGCUUUCUCUCUGGUAGAAGCAUACGCACGAGAUACAUUUCCGCAGAAAGUCGACUUGUGCCCUGGAUUCUAUCGUGAUGAGAACGCGCAACCUUGGAUACUUCCUUCAGUUACCCAAGCAAAGAAGCUUCUGCACGACGACCCAACCAUCGACCAUGAGCAUCUGCCUCUUUCCGGCCAUCCUGGUCUCGUGUCAGGUGCAAGGCGACUAGUCUUCGGUACCGAAAAUAUUGAUGCACUCGACCGAAUUGCCUCUAUCCAGACUAUAGGAGGAACCGGAGCAAACCACCUGGGAGCGCUGUUCUUGUCCAAGACCCUUCGACCUGCGAACGCCUGGAUUCCUGACCCGAGUUGGAUCGCACAUCCCCAGAUCUGGGAACAGCUGGACAGCAGUACUAGCGUCUGCUUCUAUCCGUACUUCAACAAGAAAGACUAUUUGUUGGACUUUGGUGGCAUGGUCUAUACUUUGCGGAACGAAGCAUCUGAGAAUGAUGUCGUGGUACUGCACGGCUGCGCUCAUAAUCCGACAGGCAUUGAUAUGACUGAACAACAAUGGAAGGAAGUCGCCGCUAUUUGCGCGGAAAAGCGUAUAUUUCCUCUCAUAGAUCUUGCAUAUCAAGGCUUUGCCACGGGAGACCUUGACAAUGAUGCCUCGCCUAUCAGAAUGUUGUUGAAGCGCGGGGAUGUCGAGUUCGCCGUGGCACAAUCGUUCUCGAAGAACUUCGGCCUAUACGGUGAGCGUGUCGGGGCACUGCAUCUCGUUACACUCUCAGGCCAAGCCAAGACCAAAGUGAUCGGACAGUUAGAGCGACUGCAGAGAUCGGAGAUAACGACUGCUCCGUCAUACGGUGCUAGGAUUGUCUCGAUUGUUCUGCAAGAUGAGGCCAUUGGCCGACAAUGGCAACAAGACUUGCUUCAUAUGAGUGGCAGAAUGCAAGCCAUGAGGGAAAGUUUGUACGAGCUGUUGACGGAGCUCAAAACACCAGGCUCCUGGGAGCAUCUUGUGUCUGAGAAGGGAAAGUUCUCCCUCACUAGUAUUUCUCGACAACAGGUCAACAUACUGAGGGAGAAGUACCAUGUGUACAUGCUACCCUCAGGGAGGAUUUCGGUCACUGGAUUGACGGAGUUCAAUGUGAAAUAUGUUGCCGAGUCUUUUAACAGUGUGAUAAGAGAAACUGCCUCCUUCUAA
Aspergillus glaucus CBS 516.65 is the source of this 1230-nucleotide messenger RNA. RefSeq lists its product as uncharacterized. NCBI's taxonomy places the organism in Eukaryota, Fungi, Ascomycota, Eurotiomycetes, Eurotiales, Aspergillaceae. Gene Ontology annotation, molecular function: pyridoxal phosphate binding; L-aspartate:2-oxoglutarate transaminase activity. The coding region runs from base 1 to 1230 and encodes 409 amino acids. The transcript has 5 exons. The record is from RefSeq and is a predicted model, not a curated record. Gene Ontology annotation, biological process: L-aspartate biosynthetic process. Gene Ontology annotation, cellular component: cytosol.